ACUCAGCCAAAUAGUUAGUAGACAUAGAGUUAUAAAACGCCGUGUUAGUCGCUUAAUGUAAACAUACUAAAUAAGACGUCCGAGUGAUUGCACGCUAAGUAGUAGCACAAUAACAAAGAAAUAAUAUGUGGUCAGCUAUACAAACAUUUCUCUCGCGCUCCUUUUCACUUGACCCGCGUAAUGCGCCAAUUCUGAGUACGGAUUAUAAUAGAAUAUGGCCACAAGAGAAUGCAGCUAUUCAGUUAACAAAAUUUGGCGAAGACUUGCUAGAAAAGUGCAUGGAGUUGAAAAAGCCCAAUGCGUGUGAAAUUGAUAUAGAAAGUUUUAUAGAAAAGUCUAAUAAAUUUCCGCUGCAGUUCGGCUGCGACACAUGUCGUGUAAUGAGUCAGCCUGUUGAGCGUUAUGCGAAAAUUAGAAAACAAAUCGCUUCUGCAUACCCGGUUAUACAUGAGCGUGUCUUAUAUUUGUAUUUAGCCUUUUUGGAACAUAAAUGUAAAUAUGGUAAUGAUAUUGAGCGCGCCAUCUAUGCCGACAUGACGCUCACAGCGCUUGUGCAGAGACUUUUAGAAAAACGUUGUGCCUCAUUUUAUGGCUGUAUAGAUAAAUAUUUACUUGUUACGGGACAAAAAGGUUAUGGCGGAUUUUGUGAGGUUGGCACUAAUGCUGAAAAAGUGCCACUGCAACUAAAGAAUGUUUUGAGUUAUGAUGAAAUUAAACUUACCGCAUUUCUAUCAAUCUCCUCACAAACUGAAUUUAUAAAUGAUGGCAACCGUUAUAACGAAGGCGUAGUCGAAGUUGACAAAACGAAAAUCGAACCGGAAGGCAUUGUAAUUGGUCUGAUAGGUGGUCGCUUUCAAGUAAAAGAAACCAUGGAAUGGCAGGAUAUAAUGAUUACCGCCGUUCAAAAUACCAAAGCGAACGGUUAUGGUUAUACAGCUGAAGAGGCAGUGAAGGCAAACAAACGCGCUGUUGAUUAUCGUCAAAUAUGGAGAAGUUUUUAUGAAGAAACAGAUUUAAUCUAUGAAAAUGUAAAACCACUCAAUACGAAACGCUUUUUUAAGGGACCACAUGCAUAUUAUAUUUUCGAUAAUUUAUUAAUGAAAAAACGUUAUGCCAUAUCUUUUGAUACACUACUCUUGGAAGCAGAAGCACGUGGCGCCACUAUGAACAAGCAAAUGUAUUUACAUGUUGUGGGAAUAGGUCUGGGUUCAUGGCGCGCAGUACCGCAACAGGAGAAAAUAUUUUUAGAGACGUUUAACGAGCGUUUGCAACUGCUUUUACCAAAAUUGUCGCAUAUCUCUGUGGUGCAUUUUUCCUACUUUGUUAUGUCCACUUGGGGUGAACUACGCGAUGGUGGCGUUAUAAUAUCGGAAACACAUCCUGAAGGUGGCAUUAAAAUAUUUAUGAGUAAUCGUAAUCCAUCGCAGAAGUUGGCACCUGAAUUCGAAAAUAUGCUUAUAGUAGAAUCGUAUGCUUGGGCUGGCAAUGCACUGCCGGGCAAUGAUUUUUGGCUGGGCGCACUCGCUUCUUCCGGCGAUCCAGCUGCUGCAUGUAGUACACUCAUUUCGGAGCUGCAUAAUCCCCAUAUAAAUACAGAGUCAGUGAAUGGCGAAAAUUUACACAUUGCGUCGAGCCGUUUUGGGGUUUUACAUAUAGCGGAUUAUGCUAAGAAAAUUUUGAAAAUUUAUACUUAAACUUAUUUAUUCUAAACCAGUUUUUUACAUCAAUUAAAAUAUUAUAAAAAUAACAACCGGAAA
Ceratitis capitata (Mediterranean fruit fly) is the source of this 1757-nucleotide messenger RNA. RefSeq lists its product as uncharacterized. The record is from RefSeq and is a predicted model, not a curated record. NCBI's taxonomy places the organism in Eukaryota, Metazoa, Arthropoda, Insecta, Diptera, Tephritidae. Bases 126 to 1694 code for a protein of 522 amino acids. The transcript is spliced from 6 exons.